AUGAUCGACGUUCUGGCCUUCAAACCUCCAAAUUCACAUGUCACCACAGCCUUGGGCCAAGUGUUUUUGCCAUCCUUCGACAGUACUCGCUCAAUCGCUCUAUUUAGCCUGUAUUUAGCCUGCUGGCUUCAGAUCCUUGACAUAGAUCGACGAUGGCAUGGUGCUAGCGGUAGAUAUCAGAGCCUCAGCAAGCACGAACCACCCGAUUUAUCCGCUAGAACAGACAGGAUCGGUCAAGGAAAGGUCCAAGAAGCUCGCCGAGUCUACCGAUCGCGGCACCGUGAGUAG
Messenger RNA from Penicillium mononematosum, 288 nucleotides. RefSeq lists its product as uncharacterized. The transcript is spliced from 3 exons. The coding region runs from base 1 to 288 and encodes 95 amino acids. The record is from RefSeq and is a predicted model, not a curated record. Lineage: Eukaryota; Fungi; Ascomycota; Eurotiomycetes; Eurotiales; Aspergillaceae.